This is a messenger RNA of Sardina pilchardus (European sardine), 485 nucleotides long. RefSeq names its product relaxin-3-like. The record is from RefSeq and is a predicted model, not a curated record. Gene Ontology annotation, cellular component: extracellular region. Gene Ontology annotation, molecular function: hormone activity; G protein-coupled receptor binding. Lineage: Eukaryota; Metazoa; Chordata; Actinopteri; Clupeiformes; Clupeidae. Bases 6 to 485 code for a protein of 159 amino acids. The transcript has 2 exons.
CUGUGAUGUGGGCGGUGGUGGCGCUGGGCGUGUGUGUGUGUGUGAUGGUGUGCGGGGUGCCCGCGCUGGAGAGCCCCACGUACGGCGUCAAGCUGUGCGGCCGCGAGUUCAUCCGCGCCGUCAUCUUCACCUGCGGGGGCUCACGCUGGAAACGCUCACUCAGCAGCACAGACCUCCUCCAGGACUCGCUGGACGUGCUGGAUGAUGACCAGUCCGCUGGCCGCUGGUUGGCCGACGCCGACACGCUUCCUUCCGCCUCACUUCCUGCUGACGCAGCAGGGGCGGAGCCUGGCGAGGAGGUGGCACAGGAUUGGUGGAUGCAUCAUGGGGGCGUGUUCUCCCGCUCGGCCCGCUCGCUGAUCACCAAUGACAUUCUGGAGGCGCUGCGCUCCUCAGACAGGAAGGGGCGGGACGUGGUGGUGGGGCUGUCCAAUGCCUGCUGCAAGUGGGGCUGCAGCAAGAGCGAGAUCAGCUCUCUGUGCUGA